CCCCGCCUCCGGGCCGGCUGAGGGUCCCCGUGGCGCCGCGUCGCCCCCUGCGCGGUCUCCUCGCCCCCCCGUGGCGGGCGCCCUUCUCGCUCCCGGCACUCUCCCCAGCUCCAUGAAUGGAAAUCGGCUCCGCAGGACCCGUUGGGGCCCAGCCCCUACUCAUGGUGCCCAGAAGACCUGGCUAUGGCACCAUGGGCAAACCCAUUAAAUUGCUGGCUAACUGUUUUCAAGUUGAAAUCCCAAAGAUUGAUGUCUACCUCUAUGAGGUAGAUAUUAAACCAGACAAGUGUCCUCGGAGAGUGAACAGGGAAGUGGUUGACUCAAUGGUUCAGCAUUUUAAAGUUACUAUAUUUGGGGAUCGUAGACCAGUUUAUGAUGGAAAAAGAAGCCUUUAUACAGCCAAUCCACUUCCUGUGGCAUCUACUGGGGUAGAUUUAGAUGUUACUUUACCAGGGGAAGGUGGAAAAGAUAGACCUUUCAAGGUGUCAAUCAAAUUUGUCUCUCGGGUGAGUUGGCAUCUGCUACAUGAAGUACUGACAGGACGGACCUUGCCUGAACCACUGGAAUUAGACAAGCCAAUCAGCACUAAUCCUGUCCAUGCUGUCGAUGUGGUGCUACGACAUCUGCCCUCCAUGAAAUAUACCCCUGUGGGGCGUUCCUUUUUCUCAGCUCCUGAAGGAUAUGACCACCCUCUUGGAGGGGGCAGGGAAGUAUGGUUUGGAUUUCAUCAAUCUGUUCGGCCUGCCAUGUGGAAAAUGAUGCUCAAUAUUGAUGUUUCUGCCACUGCCUUCUACAAAGCACAACCUGUAAUUCAGUUCAUGUGUGAAGUUCUUGAUAUUCAUAAUAUUGAUGAACAACCAAGACCUCUGACUGAUUCUCAUCGGGUAAAAUUCACCAAAGAGAUUAAAGGUCUGAAGGUUGAAGUAACUCAUUGUGGAACAAUGAGACGGAAAUACCGUGUUUGUAAUGUAACAAGAAGGCCUGCCAGUCAUCAAACCUUUCCUUUACAGUUAGAAAACGGCCAAACAGUGGAAAGAACAGUAGCACAGUAUUUCAGAGAAAAAUACACUCUUCAGUUGAAGUACCCACACCUUCCCUGUCUGCAAGUGGGACAGGAGCAGAAACAUACAUACCUGCCGCUAGAAGUCUGUAAUAUUGUGGCAGGACAGCGAUGUAUUAAGAAGCUAACGGACAAUCAGACUUCCACAAUGAUCAAAGCCACAGCAAGAUCUGCACCCGAUAGACAAGAAGAGAUUAGCAGAUUGGUAAGAAGCGCAAAUUAUGAAACAGAUCCAUUUGUUCAGGAGUUUCAGUUCAAGGUUCGGGAUGAGAUGGCCCAUGUAACAGGACGUGUACUUCCAGCACCGAUGCUUCAGUAUGGAGGACGGAAUCGGACAGUAGCAACACCAAGCCACGGAGUCUGGGACAUGCGAGGGAAACAGUUCCACACAGGAGUUGAAAUUAAAAUGUGGGCAAUAGCUUGUUUUGCCACACAGAGGCAGUGCAGAGAAGAAAUAUUGAAGGGUUUCACAGACCAGCUGCGUAAGAUUUCUAAAGAUGCAGGCAUGCCCAUCCAGGGCCAACCUUGCUUCUGCAAGUACGCACAAGGUGCAGACAGCGUGGAGCCCAUGUUCCGGCAUCUCAAAAACACUUACUCUGGGCUGCAGCUCAUCAUUGUCAUCCUGCCAGGAAAGACACCAGUGUAUGCGGAAGUGAAACGUGUAGGAGACACACUUUUGGGGAUGGCGACCCAGUGUGUCCAAGUCAAGAAUGUAAUAAAAACUUCUCCUCAGACUCUCUCAAACCUGUGCCUAAAGAUAAAUGUUAAACUUGGAGGGAUUAAUAAUAUUCUUGUACCUCAUCAAAGACCUUCUGUGUUCCAGCAACCAGUGAUAUUUUUAGGAGCAGAUGUCACUCAUCCACCCGCUGGUGAUGGGAAGAAGCCUUCCAUUGCUGCUGUUGUAGGUAGUAUGGAUGCCCACCCCAGCAGAUACUGUGCCACCGUCAGAGUUCAGAGACCCCGACAGGAGAUCAUCCAGGAUCUGGCUUCCAUGGUCCGAGAGCUGCUCAUUCAGUUUUAUAAGUCAACUCGCUUCAAACCUACGCGCAUCAUCUUCUAUAGGGAUGGUGUGUCAGAGGGACAAUUCAGGCAGGUUUUAUAUUAUGAACUACUAGCAAUUCGAGAAGCCUGCAUCAGUUUGGAGAAAGACUAUCAACCUGGAAUAACCUACAUUGUAGUUCAGAAGAGGCAUCACACUCGAUUAUUUUGUGCCGAUAGGACAGAAAGGGUCGGAAGAAGUGGGAAUAUCCCGGCUGGAACCACAGUUGAUACAGAUAUCACUCACCCAUAUGAGUUUGACUUUUACCUCUGUAGCCAUGCCGGAAUACAGGGUACCAGUCGCCCUUCACACUAUCACGUUUUAUGGGAUGAUAACUGCUUUACUGCAGAUGAACUUCAGCUGCUCACUUACCAGCUCUGCCACACCUACGUGCGCUGUACACGAUCUGUUUCUAUACCUGCACCAGCUUAUUAUGCUCACCUGGUGGCAUUCAGAGCCAGAUAUCAUCUUGUGGACAAAGAACAUGACAGUGCUGAAGGAAGUCACGUUUCAGGACAGAGCAAUGGUCGAGAUCCACAAGCUCUUGCCAAGGCUGUACAGAUUCACCAAGAUACCUUACGCACAAUGUACUUUGCUUAAAAAGUCCAAGAAUUUGCUUUGAGCAGAAGAACUGAAGAUGCAUCAAUGUGCAACGUUCACCGUGUGUUUCCCAUGGAAUCAGUUUGGGGGGGUAGGGGCGAUGCCUCCAGCCAUCCGGAAGCCAACACUGUGCGGGGGUCGGGUCUGAUCUUUGUGCCGAUAGAAGUACGAUUGUUUACUUCAUCAAGGAAAACAGCACCAUUAUGCAAUAUGAAACCAGCCAACUGCUUUUUUGUGCAGUCUCCUGUAGGAAAUACUGCGAUUGUUCUGUUUUCGUUUUCUUAUAGUCUAAUCCUUUCAAUGCCUUUACCUCAAGUUGCUUGGCAGCACAACUAUCUUUGCAAAAAAAAAACAAAAACAAAACAAAAAAAAGUUGAUGGUUUAAAAAAAAACCCACCUACAGUGAAUAAUCAAAGUGAUUUUUCACAGCUCUGUGUGCAAAAAAAUUAAUGUGGAUUCAUGUCUUGUCAAAAGUAUAUUUUAAAUAUAUACAUACUUUAUAUGCAUAUAUAUCUGCUUCUACGUUGAUAAUAGAUAUAUAUGUAUCAGUGUAUAUAUUUCAUGUGCAUUCCAAUGGGGGAACUUUAGUCCCUAUCCCUGUACCCUCACCACCGCUUUCCUUUCUCUCUCUCUACCUCCCUGGCCAACAUUACCUACAUUUACCCCCCCAAGUGACAUUUCAGUGUUCAUGUAUGUGGUUCAUUUGUAUAUGAAGCAUGGAAAAUUUUAUUUUUAUUUUUCACAGCCUACUCUUGUCUCUUCUCUCAUAGACAAUUCUGAGUCCCAAAAUCUUGAUAAUGUUUUCUUAAGAAACAGAAUUAUCUUCUAUAGAUGUUUUCGUGAGAAUGUGUCUGCCCCACCUGCUUUGAAGUUACAUUCGCCCCGUGUACGGUGUGUACAGAAAUAGCAGUGACCUGUUGUUUUCCUUUAUUCUUUUAUUCAGUUAAAGCUGCUAUAAAUAUAAAACCUUGUCAGUAGUGGUAAUACUUUCUCUCUACAAGUAUUAUGUACACAAAAGCUUUCUGUUUCUGUUGUUUCUACAUGGAAAUCCCUUAAAGCUUUUUUAUAAACAGCAAAUAUUUUAAAUGAACAGUCAGGCAGCCUCUCAAAUUGGGUAGAAAGAGAGAAGGGGUUGUUUGAGGGGUCCUGUCAUUUUUUUUUCUUUCCUAGUUUACUUGCUGCCUCUCAUACCUUAAUGUGAUUUUCAUAUAUAUAUUUUUAUAUAUAUGUGUAUAUAUAUAUAAACAUAUAUGUAUGUUUUGAAGUUUAGCUUUCUUUUCUAUAUAUUAGAAUAGUGCUUUAAUAAUUAUAGGAUUGUAUUGCAACAUUUUUAUAGAGAUAUAAUCAUGUUUAUUUUAAGAACUGACAGUUGUUUUUGCUAUCUUUUGGUGCAAUAAGCAGUUUUAAAGGAAAGUGGUGUCUCUAUGACAUCUUUGCCACAGAUAGUGGGAGAAGCGGGCACCUUUAUAAUUUUAAUUUUAAAAGGGCAAAGUAAUACAGCCUUAAUUUCAGAAGGAAAGUUUUGUAAUUUUCAAAUUUAAUGCAUGCCUUUUAAAAAUUAUAAUGAAAAUGAAGGAAGUUGAAUUUCCUAAAUGAGUCUGACUUGGAAUAUUAGAAAUAAAGUUGAACUUUGACAGUGAACAGCUUAAGAUUAAGAGGACAUUUAAAUUAUUUGGAAAGAGAUCAUUUUUUAUUGAAGGCUGAUAGUGGCUAAGUACCCAUUUUUGUGUAUUGAAAUAAAUCGGAAAGAUAUAAAAAUGAUUCUAUUUUUUGGUUUAGGGGCCUCACCCAGAGGUGUUCAGGGGCUAUUUCCAGUGCUCCCAGUUCAGGGCUACUGGCAGUGCUUGGGGUACCCUGUGGUACUAGAGAUAGAACUGGGGAUUUCUGCAUGCUCUACAUAUGCACUAACCUUUUGAGAUUUAUCCCUGGCCCUUAAAAUGAUAUUUUUAAAAACAGUUUUUUCAGUUAUCACCUGCGUGACUUUGCUUUUAAAAUUAGGGUGAUGAUGGCAAAAGAAGUUAGAAUGUCAGUAACUUUGAGUUAAGUCACAGAAAUGUAGAAGAUAAGUUUUGCAAAACUUUUGAUCAGUUUUACUGAUACUAAAAAGUACUAUAAAGCUGUCAAAACCAACUUCAUUGGUAACAUUGGAUUUAGGAGAGCUUUGCACUUUGUAACUCAUAAAAACUGCAUUAAAUUUUUCUUUUUUGCACUAGUUCAAAGCAUAGAUAUUAUAGAUUGUUUCCAGUGGGCAUUGUUGCUGACUUUUCAGAAUAUAUCUGCAUGUGAAAAGGAAUGGUGAUUUUUUUAGUUUCUAUUAUCUGUAAUCCACUCAUUGCCAAUUUACUGUAUUUUGAGCCUAAAAUCUGAGCCCCUGUCCUCCAACAGGUAUGAAAUCUUUGUCCCUCUGCCAUAAAAAUGAGAAAGUACUGUAUUUUGUAUGUUUAUUAUAUAGAAGUGUCUGAAAUGCGGUUGACAACACUAUUCCAGAGCUCUUUACAUGCGAUGAUACUUGUGUAGU
Sorex fumeus (smoky shrew) is the source of this 5217-nucleotide messenger RNA. It is a transcript of the gene AGO3, whose product is annotated as argonaute RISC catalytic component 3. Bases 117 to 2699 code for a protein of 860 amino acids. Gene Ontology annotation, molecular function: RNA binding; protein binding. The record is from RefSeq and is a predicted model, not a curated record. The transcript has 19 exons. Lineage: Eukaryota; Metazoa; Chordata; Mammalia; Eulipotyphla; Soricidae. Gene Ontology annotation, biological process: regulation of stem cell proliferation; regulatory ncRNA-mediated gene silencing.